Phycomyces blakesleeanus NRRL 1555(-) is the source of this 5258-nucleotide messenger RNA. RefSeq lists its product as hypothetical. Lineage: Eukaryota; Fungi; Mucoromycota; Mucoromycetes; Mucorales; Phycomycetaceae. The record is from RefSeq and is a predicted model, not a curated record. Gene Ontology annotation, molecular function: ribosomal large subunit binding; ubiquitin protein ligase activity. Gene Ontology annotation, cellular component: cytosol; RQC complex. The transcript has 27 exons. Gene Ontology annotation, biological process: ribosome-associated ubiquitin-dependent protein catabolic process; rescue of stalled cytosolic ribosome. Bases 1 to 5208 code for a protein of 1735 amino acids.
AUGGUAAAACCAGGAAAGCAACCAAGGGUCAAAGGCAACAUGAAGCCUGCGAGCAGCAGCCGAGCUGCAGAGCUCUCAGGAUCGACAUCGCUAAGCUUUGAUAACUUGGGCGGAUUCGCUCAAUUUGCCAAUGCAGGCAUCCCAAAUGCAUCCAACAAUACUUUGCAUUCAAGCACUCCCACAACAGAAGAUCACCUUGAUCCCGGAUUGUCCGUUAUCUUGAAAAAGGUUGCGAAAAGAGAUAUGGUGACGAAACUUAAGGCACUUGAAGAACUUGAGGCAUAUCUUAAAGCACAUCAAGAAUCCAUUCCAGCUAUCCUGUCAACUUGGGUUACUAUGUACGGAAAGCUCACAAUGGAAGUUGAUCGACGGGUGCGUUUAGCAGCCAACAGUGUCCACGCAUUGGUGACCAGUCAGGCUGGUAAAAAAUUGGCGCCUCAUCUCAAAGAUUUCGUAGGUCCUUGGAUGAUGACCCAAUUCGACCAGAGUCGUGAUGUGGCUAGGGCAGCCAAAACAUCGUUUGAGACUGUGUUUUCUGAAGAGAAGCGAGCAGGCGUGCUUUUAUUCUGUCAAAAAGAUAUUCUUGAAUUUAUUAUCGAAAUGCUCCUUUAUAAGACUCCCGAAACACUCAGUGAUCCUCGUUAUGUAACCAAGGAAGACAUGGACGCAAAGUUUGCGCGUGUCAUUUCCUCAAAUAUUUAUUGCAUCUCUUAUUUGAUCGGCCAAUUACCUAUCGAGGACCGUAAAAAGUCCAGCGACGUGUAUGAUAAGCUAUUUGAUGACCCUGUAUUCUGGAAAUAUGUGAGCCAUCAAAGCCCUAUGAUUCGCAAUGCAGUAUAUAGCCUCAUCAAGACCCUGUUACUUCUUUGGCCAGAUAUUCUUAAGACUCGCCUAGAGCUUGUCUGCCCUGUUUUCUUUGCGGCCGUUUUCAAUGAAAAGGACGGGUCUACUCAUUCUUCAAUGUGGGAUGCAUUGUUAUUGAUUACUAAGAAAUUCCCCGAAUCUUGGAUCGUUAUUGCAAAGAAGAAGUCCGCUAUUCCAAAGCUUUGCAACUUUUUACGAUCAGGCCUGAAUGGAUCAGUUGGUAUUUCCUAUCCAAGUAUAUUGGCUCUUCUUGCCAAUCUUCCUAAAGAGUUGAAGCAAGCACCAAACUUUUACAAGGAUGUUUUUGACAGUCUCUGGAAAAGUCUUUCGACUGACUUUAUUGAUAGUUCGAAUUCUCACAUAUUUUUGAAUUCCUAUGUUGAGUGUGCUGUUUAUUUUAUUGUCAUGGAAAGUAAAAACGAAGAUGAAAAUACAAAGCCAAUAGUUGAUUAUUUAAUUAACACAGUUCUCUGGAGACCAUACGAACUAUUCUUUAUCGAUGUGCGCGGUGUCAGCGGUCAUGAGAAGCUUGAUAUUAAGAACUACUUGAUACUUGCAAAGCAUCUGUCUGUGCUUGUUUCUUCUGAUAGUGUCAAAGGUGUGUCUUGUCCUCUAAAUGAAUCAUCGCUAACUAUUAUUUUGUUAGACCUUAUGGAGCCAUUCUGGACUUUACUUGAUAAUCUGCUCAGCCAAACUAUCACAGACUGUAGUACUAAAUUAUCCAAGUCAAUUGAUCUGGAAAAUCUGUGUUAUAAGGCUGGAGGGUUUAUGAUGGAGCUUUGUAAUGAAUUGAAUAAGAUUGAAAAAAGUGGUAGUAAAGAUGCAAUGGCACAUGCUAGUAAGCUAGCAAGACGCCUGUUACUAGCUUCUAUAAAAUCUAGCAUAACGCACAAAGAUCAAUCCCACGCACUUUUGAUACUUGCCGAUCAACUGUUAUCAAGCUAUUCGAAUGAAUUGUUGGAUACAGAUGAGCACUCAAAGGAAAUAUUGGUAUCAUCCAAAGAGCUCUUAACUUUGAUUACACAAGGCCCACAACAGAGCAUUGGGUCAUUGGUUGCAUUCUAUACAAAGCUUGUAUUUUCUCUAUCCGAAAAGCCCUCCAAAGAGUUAUGGAACUCUGUUAUUUCUAUGCUAAAGGAAUUGAAUGGAAAAACUAAAGAUAGCCAAGCUGUACUUUGUCAAUCCCAAGUGAUGCUACUGCUACUCGAGCAAAUCAAAAAAGAAGGAGCCUCUAUGGAUUAUAAGAGCGAAGAACUCGAUUCUUUGGUUCAAUCAUAUGCUUCUCAAUUACUUGAUAGCGAGAAUACUAACGAAUUCUUAGAAGUACCUGUGAUCAGAGAGACACUGGAACGCAUUCUUGCCUCAACAAUCUCCUUGAAUUCAGUGCAUCCUGUUGUGUCAGAAGACACACUCAAAAAAUUGAUAGCCAGCCUUCAGUUAACCCUGAAAAAUUUCAAUGGGUUCCAAUACAUCAUCAAGAGUAAUUCUUCUGAACCUUCAACCAAACUCACCCAGAUCACACUGUCUUCUCUCAAGGUGCUAUAUGAUACUAUCACAGCAUCUCCUGUAGAUACGCUUCCAGCAGAAGUAUUCGAAUGUCUUCCUGGAGAGGUUUUCGAUGCAAUUUUUUCCAAAAAUUCUGUUAUUGAUCCUGAGGCUGCACCUAUUCAAACUGUAGCUGAUAUGGCUUCUCUUGUGUGGGAUAUUAUGGUGGCUAAAUCCAAUGGAAAAACAUUGAUUCAGCCUAUUCUUAAACGUGUAAAGUCAAGUAUUAACAAUAUCAGUUUCUUUGCAAGUCCAUCUGAUUCUGCAAAGAGAGUCCAGAAAUUACUUUCUAGUGUCAAUGACAAUAUUCGACAAGAAAGCAUGGAAUAUUUAUUUGGUACUCGUGAAGAAUGGAAAAGCCUUGCCCGACCUUUUGAACAGCACACCCGUGUGUUUUCUACUCUUGCCAUCCAAGAUCCCCUUGCUGGACUCGUAAACUGCAGCCUUGUAGAUGACGAUGAUGAACUUCUUCCUGUUUCAUAUGAUUUGUAUGGCUUGAGCGCAUACGGUCGUACUGCUUUAUUCGCUGCUGAAUACAUUUUCUCCAAUUCUACAAAUUUGUCUAAUACAACCGAUUGGAUAAUGAUUGAGCUAAUGGUAGCUCGCCUUGCAUGUCAGUCAGGUCUUGAAGUCCCAGGAUUGUGCCGUGUCUGGGACAACAAGAUUCCAGAAAGCGCAUUAGGAAUACAGGCCUUUGUACACCAAAUGGACAAACUAUUUGUAAAGUGGAUUGACGAUUUAACUACGAACGCAUCCUUUAAUGCCUUGAGUUUACUGAAUGAUUUGAAGCAAAAAGUCAAGUCUGAGUACGACAGUCGUCUCAAGAGUGUACUGAUGGAAUUGUUGAGCACCCCUGCAUUAUCCGUUGCAACAGAUUUCUCUCCUAAAGAUGUCUAUCUGGCUAAUAUCUUGGAGAUGGUUUUGCGACUUUCGUUGCAAAAUCUGGAAUGGAGUACCGAUGAUGUUGCCCCAUGGACAAGUGUAUUGAAGGCUGAAUCAACUGAAUUGAGCUUGUUAGGAAAGGUAGCCACCAUGAUGGCUUUCAAAGAAACUAUGGGCGAAUCUCCUAUGUUUAAAAACCUACAGAGUGACCUGGUCAGCAAGCUCUCUUCUAUAUCAAAUUUGGAAGAUUUCCAAGACAGUCAUAAGAAACCAUGGAGUUUGUUGGUCCUCUUAAAUAUUUCUUCACUCAAGUUCAAGUACAUUUCUAUUCCUACUCAGCGUUUGAUGCAUCUUAUGCUUGCAAUGCGAAAAUGGUUUACUAGCAAGUCAUCCCCUGAUACUGAACAAGCCAUGAUGCAUGUCCAGAUUGCACAACUGUUCUCUCAUCUUGCAGAGUCUCUUCAAGAUGUUUCUGGUGGCCAAUGGAGUCUUUUCCUUGGGCAAUGUUAUGAAUGGGUUGCAUUCUCGGAUCCAACGGUACCUGAAGAAAUCACAUUGCUGUACUAUGCACUUUUGUUCUACAAACAACUCGAGGAAAUGGUAUCUGAUGGCAACUCAGAACUUGAAAACAUUAUCCAAGAGUAUGCACCUCGCUUCUCAAAGACAUGUCUUAAGCUUCUUACCUUAGAGAAAGGAGUGAAUAUGUCCCACCCUCGACAAAAGUAUCAGGAGCUAUUAGCAGAUCUGCAUGUCCAAAUCCCUGAUAACAUCUUGUUUGAUGCACUUUCAUUUACUGAUAUGUGUCACUUGCUCAAGGCGCCAACAGAACAGCUCCAAAAGUGCUCAUAUGACUUACUCCGGAGAUCAAUUUCUCACACUGUAGAAGAGCUCUCUGUUCGCAUGGAGUUCACUGAGACGAGUGAGGGAGACACGGACUUCUCGAUCAAUAGGGAUAUAUAUAAAAGUCUUGUGGGCGCUCCUGAUAUGUCCACAUGGCAUUCGGCUAACCUUAAAGACCAGCCUUUGCAUGAAAUACUAGGAUUUUUGUUGUCUUGGCUGUUGAUGUUUGACCAUUUUAAUGAAAUUACUUUCAAAUUGAAGCAAGAAUAUACCUCUCAGUUGAAGGAUGCCGACUUGAUAUCCACUCUCCUCCCAGUACUCUUUAAGAUAUUAGGCACAGGAUAUACUCAGGACAUCAAACCAUUUGAUCUGGCUCCCUGGGACAUUGACUCAUACGAUCUCGAAGGCUUCGAGUCGACUUCAGAAAUAAGUUAUCUGAUUUUGGCUUCCCACCUUUAUUUCCGCGCUUUGAAGCAAGUUCCGUCACUUGUCAGAGCCUGGUGGGUGGGAUGUAAGAAUCGCCAAUUGAUUCUCGGUGUUGAAAGCUACACCGAAAAAUAUUUCAGUCCUCGUUUGAUCAACAAUGAACUUGAUAUGCUCAACCGUCCUGAUAUCAUGUCGGAUUUGGCGGAUAAUGGCGAUAAUACAUUUACUGUCAAGGCUCUCAAGUCUGCCAAUGAAGUGAUGGCCAAUUAUCUGGUGGAUGAUCAAACCUUGAGUGUUUGUAUAAAAUUACCAAAGACCUAUCCUCUGCGCCAGAUUAAUGUUGAGGGUGUUGCCAAGAUCGGUGUGAAUGAAAAGCAGUGGCGUGGGUGGAUGUUUGCCGUAUCUGCUGUCAUUGGCUUCCAGAAUGGAAACAUUGCCGAUGCAUUAACCGUAUUCAAACGAAAUGCAAACCUUCAUUUUGAGGGUGUAGAAGAUUGUACCAUUUGUUAUUCUAUUAUCAAUGUUAUCGACCGAUCGAUACCUAACAAACAAUGCCGAACUUGUAAAAACAAAUUCCAUUCAAACUGUCUCUACAAGUGGUUCAAAUCGUCCAACUCUGCCAGUUGCCCAUUGUGUAGAACAGUAUUUUAAGAGCGUGUUUUUUCUUUAAUAUGUAUCUGUCUUUCCAUCUCUCUUACUCU